UGAAAAUUUAUAAAUGAUCGUUUAUCGUUUCAUUCAUAUUUAUUGAAAAUUGUAAUUCAAAGAGAUUAUUCUCAAUUAAAGGUUUCAUUAAAUCUUGAAGUUGUAACUAUCAAUAAUUGGACAAUGAGGAAUCUUACCAACAAAUUAAUUUUAUUUAAUAGAUGUCAAUCACAGCUAAGCCGAUGUGCGUUCAAUAGUACCGUGAAAACAACGCAAAAUAGGUUUUAUUCUCGACCAACAAGUUUCCCAGAUUAUUAUCAAAAUCCAAUAUUUAGAAAGGAAGACCAGGCAAAACUGAUUGAAAACAAUGAACUAUCUAAAUUGGCUACGACUCCGUUUAAGCCUCCGACUUCGUAUGAGACAUCAUCUGUGUAUCAUGACCCAAUUGUAAACAAAGUUAUAAAUCAUGUAAUGGAAGAUGGUAAGAAACAAUUGGCUCGGAGUUUAGUUGAGAAGGCAUUUGAGAACAUAAAGAGAAUACAAAUUGAACGGUAUCACCUAGCAAAAACACCGGAAGGGAAGUCCAAGAUAAUAUUAGGUCCAAAAGAUGUAUUGCAUAAGGCAAUUGAUAACUGUAAGCCCCUAUUACAACUUACACCUAUUAAACGAGGAGGUAUAACUUAUCAGGUACCAGGACCUAUAACAGAGAAAAGAUCAUUAUUUUUAGCUAUAAAAUGGCUAUUGGAAGCAGCGAAUGAUAAAGACAGGACGGUCCACUUCCCAGAACAGUUUGCUUGGGAGCUGUUAGAUGCUGCAAAUAAUACUGGCAAAGUGGUGAAGAAAAAACAAGAUCUUCAUAGACAAUGUGAGGCAAACAGAGCAUAUGCUCAUUAUAGAUGGCAGUAGCUGAUAUAUUACCAGUUAUAAAAAUCAUAAAUUAAGAAAUUGUGAGCAUUUAUUGUAGAAAAUGUACACUUAAUAGUAUAUUUAAGUUUUAAAAUAAAUAAAUUAAAGAAC
Molecule: messenger RNA, 957 nt
Organism: Papilio polytes (common Mormon)
Lineage: Eukaryota; Metazoa; Arthropoda; Insecta; Lepidoptera; Papilionidae
Gene: mRpS7
Product: 28S ribosomal protein S7, mitochondrial
Exons: 4
Coding region: 124-846 (240 amino acids)
Biological process (GO): translation; ribosomal small subunit assembly
Cellular component (GO): ribosome
Molecular function (GO): rRNA binding; structural constituent of ribosome; mRNA binding
Source: RefSeq, a predicted model, not a curated record